Cyphellophora attinorum is the source of this 1644-nucleotide messenger RNA. Its product is annotated as High-affinity methionine permease. The transcript is spliced from 7 exons. Gene Ontology annotation, biological process: amino acid transmembrane transport. Gene Ontology annotation, cellular component: membrane. Gene Ontology annotation, molecular function: L-amino acid transmembrane transporter activity. NCBI's taxonomy places the organism in Eukaryota, Fungi, Ascomycota, Eurotiomycetes, Chaetothyriales, Cyphellophoraceae. Bases 1 to 1644 code for a protein of 547 amino acids. The record is from RefSeq and is a predicted model, not a curated record.
AUGUCUAUCCUUCAUCGGAUCAGACGAGAUCGUUACAGGGCCUCCGUGAGUGCCGGCGACCAAGGCGACUUCCAGACAACGUUCGUCAAAGAUGGCAACCUUCAUUAUGCUGUUGAGAAGGGAGAAAACAGCGAGGAGCCAUCCUACCAAGAGGUCUCUGGCGCUCCGGUAGAGAGUCGCUCGCCCCUUGGCUACCAUGUUGGUGCUGUCACGAUCACCUUCCUCAACUUGUCGAAGAUGGUCGGAACAGGAGUAUACUCGACACCCGCAUCCGUAUUGAAAGGCACUGGAUCAGUUGGCCUCGCUCUGAUCUGGUGGACGAUAGGCUUCUUCAUGUCCGCCGCCGGCCUCUCCGUCUACCUUGAAUUCGCGAGUUACUUCCCUCAUCGCUCCGGCAGCGAGGCCGUCUAUCUGGAGCAAGCAUUUCCACGACCCCGAUAUCUCUUUCCCGUCGCGUUCGCCAUUCAGAGUGUCCUGCUGUCGUUCAGCUCUUCAAAUGCAAUCGUCAUGGCAAACUACCUGUUCCGCAUCAGUACUCAUACUCCUUCUGACUGGGAAGUGAAAGGUCUCGCAGUCGGCGUGUACAGCCUCGCCUUCCUGACUGUGGUAUUCUCCACCAAAUGGUCCUAUCGCAUAUCUAAUGCCAUUGGCUUUAUCAAACUACUGACUCUUAUCUUCGUCGCGAUCACCGGCCUUGUCGUUCUUGGUGGCAACGUCUCGCGUGUUCCGGACCCUCAUGCAAAUUUCCGAGACAGCUUCUCUGGGUUCGAGGGCACGUCGGCGUCACCCUAUGGCAUCACUAAUGCACUGUACAAGAUCUACUUCUCUUAUGCUGGGUACGAGAAUGCCUUUAACGUCGUCAAUGAGGUGAAGAACCCCGUGAGGAGUAUCCGAAACUCUGGGGGCCUCUCACUGCUCGUUGUCGCUAUCCUAUACAUUUUGGCAAAUGUCGCCUACUUCUCGGCUGUACCUAAAGAGGAGCUGGUUCAGGGCAAGACCAUUGCCGCGAGCCUCUUCUUCCAGCACGUUUUCGGACCGGGCAAGGCUGUGCGAGGCUUGAACAUCCUCAUAGCCAUCAGCGCCUUCGGGAACUUGCUAGCAGUUCUCCUGGGAUCUUCGAGGCUCAUUCGUGAGUGUGGUCGCCAAGGCACCCUACCUUACGCCAACUUCUGGGCGACGCCUUUUCGACCUCAACAUCUACCUACGUCCUUCUUCAACUUCUGCAUGGCAGUUGGCCUAUACUUUACACGCCGCUCCCGCAAGCGCCUCAAUAUCCCCGCCCCCUCAAAGCGAGCCUCCUUUCGCACUUGGCACGUCGCCAUACUCUUCACCAUCGCCGUCAACCUCUUCAUGCUCAUCAUGCCAUGGUAUCCUCCAACAAGCGGAGCAACAGGCGGCGACGUCAGCUUCUGGUAUGCCACAUAUGUGGUCACCGGCAUCGGUAUCUUGCUGGCAUGUGGCGCGUACUAUGUGGUGUGGGUGUACGCACUGCAAGGUGGGAAGGGUAUCGCGCUGGUGAAGGUGCCACUCACCCGGCUGGAUCUGUGGGAUCAGGAGCACGAUGCGCAAGGAGCGAAGGUUGGGGGCCGUGGGUCCAGUGAUGAAGAUGAGGUCGUGGAUGUGAGUGGGAAGAACCAGUUGUGA